Messenger RNA from Kalmanozyma brasiliensis GHG001, 1674 nucleotides. Its product is annotated as Rieske [2Fe-2S] iron-sulfur domain protein. The coding region runs from base 1 to 1674 and encodes 557 amino acids. The record is from RefSeq and is a predicted model, not a curated record. NCBI's taxonomy places the organism in Eukaryota, Fungi, Basidiomycota, Ustilaginomycetes, Ustilaginales. The transcript has a single exon. Gene Ontology annotation, molecular function: 2 iron, 2 sulfur cluster binding.
AUGGCUGAAGAUCGCUACUCAGAAGCAGGUUCAUCAUCGGGUGCCGCGGGGCCAUGGCUCAAGGUCGCUCCGGUCCUUAAGCUUGCAUCAUCAUCACGGCACCAUCUCACGCUGCGUCACCCAGACACUCAAGAAUACCACUCGCUCCUGAUCUUUUCCUUUCCAUCGCCAACAUCACAGCCAUCGGCAGGCGAGACUGUGACAUCCCCACCAAGCUCGAACGUUCCGAGUGACGACACCUACUACUGCAUGGAAGCAACCUGCCCACAUCUAGGUGCGCCCCUCGAGAAUGCCACAAUCGAAGCAAGCGAUGCCGACUUCCACGGCGACAUCGAGGACAUGGUCGUGGUCUGUCCAUGGCACGAGUACGACUUCAGCUUGCGCACUGGAGAAUCUUCGCAUGGUAUCUCAGCUUGCGUCUAUUCAUGCCAAGUCAGAAACGAUAUCCUGUUCAUUCAACCACCCAAGCCGUCCAAUCUCUCGGCAGAUCAGGAUGUCCACAGCGCUACCGCUAGAUGGGAGCUCGUUGAGCUACGGCCUGUCAGCGAAGCUUCACCUGCAGUCGCAUCGCGUCAAGACGCUGCACAGUCGUUGCACCUACAAGCGUCGCAGCUGUCGAUUGCCCCGAAUCUUGCUGAUGCGGAUGUCGAGCAAGCGCCAUCUUCAGGCAAGGAGCAAGACGCAGAGUCACCAUUGGAACCGCCUUCGCCCGCUCCCAAGACGCUGGUCGAAUGGGCUGUGCUCGUGCUCAGCACUUCGGAUCCUGUCAAGAAGGUGGCGUACACACGCUUUGCAGCCAAAGCGUUUCGAUCCGGUGAAUGCAAGGUGAUUGGUGGAGGCAGGUGGAACAUAUCCGAUCCUUCCUCCGGACGCAGAGAGUGGAUCACCAAGCCACAAGAAACAGCACCGGAGCGACCACCACGAACGAAGGAGGAGGUGCGAGUCAGGCCAGGUCAAGAAGGCAAGCGCGGACGAGGCGGGACGGAGAAGAGCCGUAUCGCCAUUCUGCACUCGCUCGCCAACAUCGAGCAAUGGGCGAUCGAUCUGGCAUGGGACAUCAUUGCACGCGCUCCACAGCUGUGCGCACAAUUCUUCGCCGGCGAGGACGAAGAUGCGCCGACGCGAAAGAUGCCUUUGCAAUUCUUCAGCGACUUUGUCAAAGUGGCUGAAGACGAGGCCAAGCACUUCUCGCUGCUGACCAAGCGUCUGGAGGAGAUGGGCAGCUACUUUGGAGCGCUACCUGUCCAUCACGGUCUUUGGGACUCGGCUAUGGAGACCGCGCACUCGCUCACCGCAAGGCUGUCGAUCAUCCAUCUGGUUCACGAGGCUCGUGGACUCGACGUGAAUCCCACCACCAUCAAGAAGUUCGAGAAUGCGGGCGAUCCCGAGAGCGUAGAUACGCUGACCGUGAUCCACCUCGACGAGAUCACGCACGUCUCUGCUGGUCAUCGAUGGAUGACAUGGCUCUGCAGCAAUGCAGAGCCUCCUCUCGAUCCGGUUCAGGUCUUCCGCCAAGAGGUGCGCAACAACUUUAUCGGUCGACUCAAGGGACCUUUCAAUGCUGAGGACAGACGCAAAGCUGGGCUUGACAAGGAGUGGUACGAUGACCUGGUGGGCGAGAAGGAGAGGACCUACACCAUGGGUGUCCGUCGCAACGAGGUGCCUGGCGGUUGA